Messenger RNA from Triticum aestivum (bread wheat), 4530 nucleotides. RefSeq names its product disease resistance protein RGA5. NCBI's taxonomy places the organism in Eukaryota, Viridiplantae, Streptophyta, Magnoliopsida, Poales, Poaceae. Gene Ontology annotation, biological process: regulation of DNA-templated transcription. Bases 52 to 4320 code for a protein of 1422 amino acids. Gene Ontology annotation, molecular function: DNA binding; ADP binding; DNA-binding transcription factor activity. The transcript has 3 exons. The record is from RefSeq and is a predicted model, not a curated record.
GAGAGUGUAGCCAAGGCUGCGGCCGGCUAGCUUAGGUAGGCAGCUUCGCUCAUGCAGGGCGAGUACCGCUCGUCGUCUUCCAGCGAGGGCUCCGCGGGGUCGGCGGCUGCUGCUGCGGCUGCGGCGGCGGCCAUGGCGCCUCUGGCGGCUGCGGCCGCGGCGGCGGCGGCCAAGGAGGAGCACAACGUGAAGGCGGCCGUGGCGCCGCCCAUCCCCAUGGCGAUGGCGAUGCCGCUGGAGCCGAGGAAGCAGUACCGCGGCGUGCGCAUGCGCAAGUGGGGCAAGUGGGUGGCGGAGAUCCGUGAGCCGCACAAGCGGACGCGCAUCUGGCUGGGGUCCUACGCGACGCCCGUGGCGGCGGCGCGCGCCUACGACACGGCCGUGUUCUACCUGCGCGGGAGGUCAGCGCGGCUCAAUUUCCCCGACGAGAUCUCCGCGCUGGCACAGUCUUCGCCCGAGGCCGAAGCCGGCGCGUUGUCCGCCGCGUCAAUCCGGAAGAAGGCCAUCGAGGUCGGGUCCCGCGUGGACGCGCUCCAGACCGGCAUGACCACCAUGGUCGCCGCGCCCACGCACCACCACGAGCGGAAGAAGCACCAGUCCGGCUCCUCCGGGGCAGGGGAGCUCGAGGGCGAGCUGGGUGACGGCCCCGUGCUGCCCGCCGCGUCAAUCCGGAAGAAGGCCAUCGAGGUAGUGUCCCGCGUGGAUGCGCUCCAGAGCGGCAUGAUGAUGGGCGCCUUGCCCACGCACCACGGCGAGCGGAAGAAGCACCAUGCCGGCGCCUCCGGGUCAGGUGAGCUCGAGGGCGAGCUGGCUGACGGCCCCGUGGUGCCCGCCGCGUUAAUCCGGAAGAAGGCCAUCGAGGUCGGGUCCCGCAUGGACGCGCUCCAGAGGGGCAUGACGAUGGGCGCCGCGCCCACGCACCACCGCAAGCAGCAGAAGCACCAGGCUAGCGCCUCCGGCGAAGGGAAGUUCGCGGGCGAGCCUGCCGACGGCGCCGUGCUGUCCGUCGCGUCGAUCCGGGAGGACAUCGAGGUCGGGCCCCGCGCGGACGCGCUCCAGAGCGGCAUGAAGAUGGUCGCUGCGCCCACGCACCACCGAGGGCAGCAGAAUCACCCCCACCACCAUCACUCGGAGCCGCAUGGCAAGGAGCUCCACCGCCAUCAGAGCCUGCAACAUGACCAUUGUUGGGUCAUCAGUGCUUCGUUUGGUGCCAUGAGAGCUCUUAUUGGGAAGCUGGACAUACUGCUGCUAGCUCCUUCGUCUCCUCACGGAUGCUCCUCCAAGAGGGUCAAAGAUGGGAUGCGCCUCCUCAAAGAUGAUGUUGACGAGAUAAGCUCCUACCUUGAUGAACUGUCAGAGGUGGAGGACCCUCCCCCAAUGGCCAAGUGCUGGAUGAAUGAGGCGCGCGACCUGUCUUACGACAUUGAGGAUUACAUAGACUGUCUCAACAACAAGAAGCAGAACAAAAAACAGAAGAAGAAGAAGCAGAAGUUUAGUACCAGUUAUGUUAGGAUUCCAAAGAGGCUCAAGUGGUGCAAGCGAAUAACAUAUGUGUCUCGAGUGUCAGACCAUGACAACAUCAGAUCGGUCUGCAGAAAUAUUCAUGUCAUGAUCACUGCUCGUCGUCUUCCCAAGAGGCCCAAGAACAUUGCGGUACUUAAAAUGAUAUCACAGUUCAGGACCUACAUCCAAGAUGCCAUUGAACGGCACGACAGGUAUAUGCUCCAUUGCUGCAGUAACUUGAGGAGGCGUACAUUCGUGUCCACUGGCCGUAUGCUUCCAGUGCCCUAUGAAGAAACCGAUAAUCACAUAGUAAUCGAUGGCCGGAUGAAUGAGUUUAUCAACUCAUUGUCCGCUAACAAUGCGGCAGAUCAGCAGCAGCUGAAGGUGGUGUCUAUUCAUGGAUCUGGAUGUCUGGGUAAAACUACACUUGCCAAAGUGUUGUACAACAGAAUUGGGAUGCAAUUCGAUUGCAUAGCUUUCAUCCGAGUUUCCAAAAAGCCUGAUAUGAAGAGACUUCUCCGUGACUUGUUCUCGCAACUCCACCAUAAGAAGCAGCCACUAGCUGCCAGUCGUAAUGAGCUUGGCAUCAGUGACAAUAUCAGCAGACAUCUUCAAGAUAAAAGGUAUCUAAUUGUUAUUGAUGAUUUGUGGGAUGCAUCAGUAUGGGAUGUCAUUAAAUAUGCUUUUCCGAAGGGGAACCAUAGCAGCAGAAUUAUAAUAACUACACAAAUUGCAGAUGUUGCAUUAACAUGUUGCUGUGAUCACUCAGAGCAUGUUUUCGAGAUGAAACCUCUCGACGAUGAUCACUCAAGAAAGCUAUUUUUUAACAGGCUUUUUGGUUCUGAAAGUGACUGUCCUGAAGAAUUCCAACAAGUUUCAAACGAAAUUGUUGAUACCUGUGGUGGUUUGCCGCUAGCGACAAUCAACAUAGCUAGUCAUUUGGCCAAUCAGACAGCAGUGUCACUGGAUUUGCUGACAUACAUACGGGAUUCGUUGAGGUCCAAACUGUGGUCAAGUCCUACUUCAGAAAUAACGAGACAAGUACUGAACCUCAGCUACAAUAAUCUUCCUCAUUAUCUGAGGACAUGUUUGCUGUAUCUUCAUAUGCAUCCAGGGGGCUCCAUAAUCCCGAAGGAUGAUCUGGUAAAGCAAUGGGUGGCUGAAGGGUUUAUUGCUUCAGAUAAAGGGAAAGAUCAAGAUCAAGAAAUGAUAGAGAAAAUUGCAGGAAUCUAUUUCGAUGCACUUAUUGAUGGAAGAUUCAUCCAACCUUUAUACAACAAUAAGGUACUAUCCUGUACAGUUCAUGAUGUAGUGCGUGAUCUUAUUGCACAGAAGUCUGCAGAAGAGAAUUUCAUUGUCGUAGUAGAUUGCAAUCGAAAGAAUAUAGCAAUUUCUCAUAAGGUUCAUCGACUAUCCCUCAUCUUUGGCGAUGCAAAAUAUGCGAAGACACCACCAAACAUUACAAAGUCACAAGUUCGGUCACUUACUUUUUUUGGAUUAUUCGAGUGUAUGCCUUGUAUUAGAGAGUUCAAGGUUCUCCGUGUUCUGAACCUUCAACUAUCAGGUCAUCGUGGUAACCUCGAACCCAUAGACCUCACUGGGAUAUCAGUACUGCUUCAGCUGAGAUAUUUGAAGAUUGCAAGUGAUGUCUGCAUUAAACUACCAAACAGUAUGUGGGGGCUGAAAUGUUUGCAAACAUUGGAUGUUAUGGAUGCAACAAGAGUCACUGCUGUUCCGUGGGAUAUUAUAUAUCUCCCACACUUGUUGCACCUGACUCUUACUGUUGGCACAAGUCUGAUGGAAUGGAUUGGUAGCAUGUAUGACUCUGUCAUCAGUCUGUGGACCCUUGGCAAGUUGAACUACCUGCAGGAUCUUCAUCUCACCUCUUCUUCUACACCGCCUUCUUCCGACCAUCUGAAGAGAAGCAUGGAAGGUCUGGGUUCUUUAAUUGGAGGACAUGGCAACCUGAAAACUAUAGUAGUGGCUCACGGUUCCUCAGUUAAAAAUUUUGUGGUUCCUGGCGCUUCAAAAGUAAUCAUUCCAUGGGAUCACAUGGCACCUCCCCCCCUUCUCCAAAGAUUUGAGUUCUCGCCGCACAACUGCUGCAUAUUUUCACGAAUUCCUCCGUGGGUUGAGAAACAUGGCAACCUAUCCAUUUUGAAGAUUCCGGUGAGGGAACUAACAAUGAUUUGUGUUGAUACUCUCGGAGGAUUGUGUGCCCUCACUGCUCUGUCGCUGUAUGUGGAGACGGCACCCACUCACAAGAUCAUCUUUGAAAAGGCGGCCAGGUUCUCAGUUCUCAAGUACUUCAAGUUGAGGUUCACGACCGGUAUAGCUUGCCUAAAAUUUGAGGCGAAUGCAAUGCCUAAUCUCUUGAAGCUCAAGCUAGUUUUCAAUGCCAUCCCACCAAUGGGACACCCUCUCUUUUCUCGUUCGGGCCAAGUACAGCAUCAACAUGGUACUGCAGUUAUUAACAUUGAACAUAUGCCUGGGCUUAAAGAGAUUUCCACAAAAUUUGGGGGUGCAGCUUCUGAUUUAGAGUAUGCCUCAAGGACCGUCGUUAGUAACCAUCCAAGCAAUCCUACAAUCAACAUGCAAUUGGUGGGUUAUAGUUCCGAUGUUGACAUAAGCACAAAACAGAAACAACAACCAGAUGACAUUCUGGAGGAACAACCAGAUGAAAACGACACGACAUUGGAGGAGCCAGCUGAUAAAAGGAUUUCAACGUCACCGGAAUCUUCUUCGCGUCUGCCCAGCUCGAAGAAGAGGAAAAGAUCGCCAUUUCUCGACUUCCAUCAGGACUGCACACCUUGGUGACUGCACCGGUUUCACUGAAAUCAGGCGAUGAGUGGCAAUCAUAUCCGCAUAAGCAAGAUUUUUUUUAUAUUGUUACUCUCUAGCAAAGCUGUAACCUCAGAGUUUCUGACUUCAUUUCGUGCAUCCCAAAUAUGCCAGCACACCACGCCAAUUACCACAGCUUGUAAGUCGUUGCAUCUGUCCAGAAGGCUCAGCAACCAUUGUUUAGCA